Molecule: messenger RNA, 1265 nt
Organism: Cryptococcus deneoformans JEC21
Lineage: Eukaryota; Fungi; Basidiomycota; Tremellomycetes; Tremellales; Cryptococcaceae
Exons: 6
Coding region: 137-736 (199 amino acids)
Biological process (GO): P450-containing electron transport chain; positive regulation of oxidoreductase activity
Cellular component (GO): mitochondrion
Molecular function (GO): 2 iron, 2 sulfur cluster binding
Source: RefSeq, a predicted model, not a curated record
CUCGACUUGGAACUUUUAUCAAAGUUGGAAAAACAAAAAUCCCACUUUCCUGUACACACCAUUCAAACCACCGUUCCCUAUCUUCUCAUCAACAUCUUCUCAAGGAAAGGGUCCGCAAGAGAAAAUAGUAUAUGAUAUGUCCAAGAUUUCUUCAACGUGCACCAGGCAGCUCAGCUCGCUCGCCACCAAAAUCAACAGACCAAUCCCCCAACGAGCAUUACAUACCUCUUCCCACAAACCUUCUGCGACCUCUUCAUCCUUCAAGGGAGCCAGUAAUGGGAGGUUAAACGUUUUGACUUCUCAGUUUGGACAGAAAAGGGCGUUGCAUUCGUCUUCACCUCGGUGGCAUGGUGACCUCGUUCGUCCCGAACCUGGAACAGGGAUCAAGCUCAUAUUUCGGGACUCUCACGGCAACGACGUUAAGACUGUGGAGGGUAACGAAGGUGAUGACAUAUUAAGCUUGGCUCAUGAACACGACAUCGACCUCGAAGGCGCUUGUGAAGGCUCAGUAGCUUGCUCUACAUGCCACGUUAUCAUUGACCCCAAACAUUUUGAUAUGCUACCUGAAGCGGACGAUGAGGAGAAUGACAUGCUGGAUCUUGCUUUCGGUUUGGAGGACACAUCAAGGCUUGGAUGUCAAGUGAAGCUUACAAAGGAGUUGGACGGGAUGGUUGCGACUUUACCGUCGGCCACACGGAAUAUGUAUGUGGAUGGUGCCAAGGCUCGUACCCAUUAAGUGGUUGUAUAAGAUUCUCAUUGUCUACUAUGCAUUCGGCUGGAUGUUUCCUCACUUUCGAAUUUUCCAAGUAUUCCUUUGUUCUUAGUCCCUUCAGCACCUUUAACGCCUUCACUAGCUCGCGCUCCAUCUCAGUCCUCAGUCACAAUUUGUUGCCUUGCUCAAUAUCAUCCCAUUACACUUCAGGUUAAGGUUGGUUUUCUUCUGAUAUUGCUUCGAACUUCCUCCGAGUAUUUUUCUCUGAAAAAGCCCAUUGUGAGGGUCGUCCUUAAUGCAAAAACGGGGUUCAUUCACAGAUAUCACAAGCAGACUUCAGGCCUGCUGCAAAUCGGACAGGCCAAACAGGCCACACCCACUUUGCUUGCCCCUCCUUGAGAUCCUGGCAUUGAACUAUAGUCAAUUUGCCCCCAUUUUUCAUUCAGCCAUGGGAAGUAGACUCCUCCUUUGUGGAUUUAUAUUCCUCCUCUUUGAAUUCACUUUCAUAAUUCCUCUUAUCCCAUCUAAAUCGUGGAUUUGGUAACGAGGAGAU